Talaromyces proteolyticus is the source of this 2271-nucleotide messenger RNA. Its product is annotated as putative 20S cyclosome subunit. Gene Ontology annotation, biological process: cell division. Bases 1 to 2271 code for a protein of 756 amino acids. The record is from RefSeq and is a predicted model, not a curated record. NCBI's taxonomy places the organism in Eukaryota, Fungi, Ascomycota, Eurotiomycetes, Eurotiales, Trichocomaceae. The transcript is spliced from 2 exons. Gene Ontology annotation, molecular function: protein binding.
AUGGAAAAGUUCCUCCGCACCUGGCGCCAGGAUGCGUUGAACCGGGGCCAGCAUGACACUGCCAUUUGGACUGGAGAUAAGGUAUUGGCUUUAACAAACAGCGACGCGGACGCAUUUUGGCUGGCUCAGGUCCAUUUCAAUAACAACAACUAUACACGGGCGUUAGCUCUCCUCUCUCGCAAAGAUUUGAUCUCCCGAAGCACAUCUUGCAAAUACCUCGCUGCGCACUGCUACAUCAAGCAAAAUAAAUUUGACGCUGCGCUGAACGUCCUUGGAGACCAGAACCCAACCCACCUCAUCAGCACCACCGGUCAUAGUCGUCGCAAAAUACAACACCUCAAUGGACACAGCCAUGUUACCCUCAGGAACGGAAAGACUGCUGCAUCAAGGGAUCGAGCCGAUAAGAGUGAGGAGCGAGAUCGAGAAGACCCCAACAAUGUGCGGUUCGAGGCAGCAAUGUGCUAUUUGCGCGGACUCUGCUACGCAAAGCAGAACGCUUUUGACCGGGCCCGCGAUUGUUACAAAGAUGCUGUGCGAAUAGAUGUCCAAUGCUUCGAGGCCUUUGAUCAACUGAUGAAAAACUCGCUUAUGUCUCCUGCGGAGGAGCUCGAAUUCUUGGAAUCCUUAGAUUUUGACUCGAUUACAGUGCCUUCCGAUCCUUCUAUAUCGCAAGAGGCCGCCCACUUUGUGAAGAUGCUUUAUACCACCAGGCUUUCCAAAUAUACUUCCCCAGCAACCAUCUCCGAUGCAACUGAGACACUUUCUACCCAUUACAACCUUGCGAAUAACCCCGAUAUUCUUCUUUCUCGAGCAGAGGCCCUCUAUACACAGUGCCGUUUCGCCGAGGCUUUGGAGCUCACCUCUUCUAUUCUCACUACACCGGAAUCAGGAACCGUCGCGACCGGUUCUCCAAGAGUCCCUGGUCAGAACCUAGGUCAUUCCCCGGCUGUAUAUCCCCUUCAUCUUGCCUGUCUCUAUGAAACAGGCGCUGUCAACGCAUUGUUUUUGCUGGCACAUACAUUGGCAGAUAAUGCCCCAGAAGAGCCUUAUACCUACCUUGCUAUUGGAGUAUACUAUCUCUCAGUUUCUAAAAUUGCUGAAGCCCGACGAUUCUUCUCGAAGGCUUCAUUGUUAGAUCCUCAUUCUGCUCCUGCAUGGAUCGGGUUUGCUCAUACUUUCGCGGCUGAGGGUGAACAUGAUCAAGCUAUCGCCGCCUACAGCACUGCAGCACGAUUAUUUCAAGGCAGCCACCUCCCACAAUUGUUCCUUGGAAUGCAGCACCUAGCGCUAAAUAACAUGUCACUUGCGCAUGAAUAUCUAUGCGCGGCUUACACAAUGUCUUCAGGGUCAUCCGCUGGGUCGGCGGGAAUUCCCAGCACGGUUCCUCACGGCCUUCCGCCACUAGGAGGCGACCCCUUGGUGCUCAACGAACUAGGUGUGGUUUUCUACCACCAGGCUCACCUGGAUGUUGCUGCAGACUUAUUCCGUCAAGCUCUUGCGCUGGCAGGGUCCUUACAAUGUGAUCCUGGAGCUUGGGUUGCAACACGCGCUAACCUGGGCCAUACCCUGCGCCGCAUGGGAAGCCUCGACGAAGCUCUGAAAGAGUUCGAUGAGUGUCUCCGGGUUGGAGCUGGAGGAGGUUCGACGGGUUACAGCGCAACCAUAGGCGGUGUCACGACUACUUCGGUAGGGGUUGCUGGUUAUGAAGAUCGGGGUUUGAUCGGGUCUCUCCAUACAUCACGCGGUCUUAUAUAUUUACAGCAGGGAAGAACGGUGGAAGCUGUUACCGUGUUGCAUGAGGCUGUUCGAGUACUUGGUGUCAGCGGUGGCGAUGCCGCCGGUGGUGCCGGUAUCGCAGGCACUAUCUUGUCACGAGCCUUGGAACUAUGGUCCUUAGAAGGUCGCGGGAAACACGUUCAGCCAGGAAGCAGCAGACGGGGGAAAGAAAAGACAGGAAUGCAUUUUCGAGAGAAUGUAGAUGUCGGAGAAAGCUGGACAGAUAACGUCGUUGACAGUGGCACAAUGGAGGAAAACGUCGAAAUGGAGCUAGACGAGCAGGCUCAAAAUCUAUUAAGCAACGCCCUAACAAGAGUCCGACCUCGACGUGCCGGAAAACAACCUCAAGUGCAAGGGCGCGGAGGGACCGAGCCUCAUGAAGAGAUGGAACUGGAGGAACCGACAGAGAGCAGAAGUCGGGGUGGCUCACGGCCGAUCAGUGGUCGGCGAAGUCCAACACGUAGAGUGCAGCCAAGACACCCUGGUAACGGUUGA